AUGGGGAAACAACCGGUGAAGUUGAAGGCGGUGGUUUACGCACUCUCUCCAUUUCAACAGAAGGUGAUGCCGGGUCUCUGGAAAGACAUCACCGGUAAGAUCCACCACAAGAUCUCCGAGAACUGGAUCAGCGCCACCCUCCUUGUCGCACCCGUCGUCGGCACUUACUCGUAA
This is a messenger RNA of Oldenlandia corymbosa var. corymbosa, 174 nucleotides long. NCBI's taxonomy places the organism in Eukaryota, Viridiplantae, Streptophyta, Magnoliopsida, Gentianales, Rubiaceae. The record is from the annotation of a GenBank genome assembly.